Molecule: messenger RNA, 663 nt
Organism: Penicillium expansum
Lineage: Eukaryota; Fungi; Ascomycota; Eurotiomycetes; Eurotiales; Aspergillaceae
Product: ribonuclease P subunit p20 family protein
Exons: 2
Coding region: 1-663 (220 amino acids)
Biological process (GO): rRNA processing; tRNA 5'-leader removal; intronic box C/D snoRNA processing
Cellular component (GO): ribonuclease MRP complex; nucleolar ribonuclease P complex
Molecular function (GO): RNA binding
Source: RefSeq, a predicted model, not a curated record
AUGACAAAGGGGCCACUGGAGACCAAGCUCCAAUUUGAGAAAAAGAACAAAGACCUUAUCAGACUUCCAAAAUAUGCCAAGGUGGAGAAGCGGCCUAUACCUCAUGCGCCAGUCGCCUCCCCGUAUGCUGGCGCAUCGGUACCCAAGAUUGUCUAUGUCUCUAAGACCACGCCGUUCAUGAGCGCCGUCAAGCGCGUCCAGAAACUCCUCCUGCAGGCCGAGAAGCGCGCCACCGCAAACAUCAACCUUGAGGACACGCGCAAGAACGAAAAACAGAUCCUCGAAGAGCUGUCGAAGGUGUCAGAGAAGCGAGAGGAAGUUUUUGUGAAGGCGACAGGACGGGCUAUCGAGAAGGCGCUGAACGUAGCCAAAUGGUUCGAGGAAAAGGGAACCGAGUACACCGUCCGCGUCAAUACUGGGAGUGUGGUUGUCGUGGAUGAUAUCGUCGAGGACGAAGAAAUGAAAGCAAAGGAGGAACAGAAACGACAACGGCAGGAAGAGCAAACCCCAACUAACCAGGGAGAUGCGGGUUCUAAGCCGGAAUCCAAGUCGGCCGCAAAGAAGAGGAAACGCCAGGCCGCAGCAGCAGAAAAUGACACUGAGCUCCCCGAGAGCCGGACGAGGUGGAUCAAAAUGGUGGAGGUCGCCGUCAGCCUCAAGUGA